GUUGGCUGAAGAAUACCUUUGCAAAUAAAAAAGACGAAUAAGGUCGCGUAUUUAGAAUCGUAUAGGUCAAGAAACAAAAUCUUUUGUGCAAGAAUUGCGACUAUCUGUAAGAGUACAUUCAUAUUUACUACGAAAUUAAGAAAUCAACAGGCAUUCUUUAACGAUUUACCAAGAACAAAACAAGCAAACAAAAAAAAGAGAGUUUGUUCACUGUGGUAUAUGAAGGCAAGGCUAUAAGUCGAAUUGUUUACGUUUAUACGUAUAUUGUACCAGUAUUCGAUAUAGAAUUGGGACUUGGCAUUGCUAAACCAAUAAACACUCAAGCAACUGUCAAAAGACUUGCAAGCUAAGUGAGGCUGCACUAGUCCCAUGGCCUCUCAGUUAAUCAAUCAAGGCUGAUAAAGGUUUUAAUGGUUAAAACAUGUUCAAGACGUACAUACAUACUCAAAGCAGUCAAAAAUUACCAAUCAACCCCCUCCAAUUCUCAACAUUAAUCUGGUUUCAUACGAGGACUUUCCUCUAGACCUUAAAGGGGAUAAAGAAAUCAAUACAUUUUUCUACAAAAAAGAGACUGUAGUCGUUGGAAUUGCUUAAGUCGUGAGAAUGGAAUCUGAGCUGGAAGAUACUCGAGUUGUAUAGAACUGCCUCUGGUAGACUUAUGCUGAUUCUACACCACACAUACCCGCAAUUGAAUUACUGUUUAUGAAGUAUGCGGCUAUGCAGCGUCCGGCGAAACGUCAGAAAAUGCAGUCCAACCUUGUUUGUCUUAAUUCCAUUGCUUUUCUGGCUUUCAUUUGAAAUUCAACAUCCACGGCCGGUUGUGAAAAUCUCAGCCCCCUUCAACAACCACCGACCUUUGCAAUACGUUCAUACGGAAUUGUCUUUAAAAGGUCGUCCAAGAAAAGGAUGUCCAAUUUUUCUGAAUGCUACUCACAUCAUAAGAUUUUCAGGUGUAGAAGAGGUGAAGGAAGACGGUGUUUUAUGUGAAUGCAAACCCCCUUUAAACACUACAGAUGUACGAAAGAAAAAACUGAAGUUUAUGGUUUCUUUUUAUCCUUUGGAAUUAAAUUUCGAUGAGCUCAUAAAAGUGCGACUUGAGGGAAGAAAGAUAAUAAACGAACCCAUCAAUUCACACGACUUCAGUUAUAUCCAUACCGGAGAGAACGUCUGUGACGGCUCCUCCAUAUACCUUCUUCUGGUCAUCAAAUCUAGUGUAGGAAAUUUCAGGAACCGACAGACCAUCAGGAACACUUGGGGUAAUGUGGACAACUAUGAAGGAGUUCGGAAAGUGUUCCUUCUAGGUUACAACCACGGUGUUCAGAAACAAGUAGACAAUGAAGCUUUGGAGCAUGGGGACAUAGUACAAGAAGAUUUUUGGGACCAUUAUUCCAACAUCACCUUUAAAACGAUUAUGGGCAUAAACUGGGUUGUGCAGUACUGUCCCAAAGCCAAGUUUAGCUUUUACGUAGACGAUGACGUGUUCUUGAUUUUAAACAAUCUUAAAAAAUUAAGGAAAUCGACGUUCAGGGAAUCUGGAUUAAUGCUUGGGAAGGUUCUCUCUUCCUCCACACCGUAUAGAGACAACACGUCCAAAUGGUUCGUGUCGUGGGAGGAUUACCCCUUUGACAAAUACCCCAAAUAUCUGGCAGGUUUUGCAUAUCUUAUGACUGCUGAUGUUGUGAAGAGAUUUUCCUUGGCCAUUCCCUAUAUUCAACCUAUACCGAUUGACGACACCUAUUUAGGAAUUGUCGCCGAGAAGCUGAAAAUUCCGCUCAAGAACCAGUACGGGUUUCUAAUGCGGAAACCCGGCCCGGUGUCAUACUCAGCUCCCAAACUUAAUUUUCUGAAUACGAUAGCAUUUCAUAGAAUAUCGUCCCCAGAAUCAAUGAUGCAGACUUGGAUGGAAUAUUGUAGACAACCUAAAGCUGCAUGUCAAAAUUAGCCAAAGACGAAUAAAGUUUACUAUAAAUUCAAACCAAUACAAGGUCUAUUCCAUCGGUGGAGAAAACAUUCGCACGGUGGAUACGUAUGUUUAAUUGACUGCUUCAUAUCGAUGCAACUUCAUUUCAUUGAUUGAAAGAUAUUAUGAAUAUCGCUUUUAAUAUUUGCAUGUUCCCAUAUUCAUCUGUUAUGUGUGUCUGGGAUGACGUCUUUUACCGCUUUAAAUAGCACUUUAAUCAUCAGUAAUGUGUUACUUUACGGCGUAUUUUGUUUAACUUCACCGUUGAUGGCAAUUUCCAAUAUAUGCAUAAUCGUAUAAAACAAACAUUAAAAUUGAUAUCACU
Magallana angulata is the source of this 2285-nucleotide messenger RNA. RefSeq names its product beta-1,3-galactosyltransferase 5-like. The record is from RefSeq and is a predicted model, not a curated record. Gene Ontology annotation, cellular component: membrane. The coding region runs from base 710 to 1942 and encodes 410 amino acids. Gene Ontology annotation, molecular function: hexosyltransferase activity. The transcript has 2 exons. Lineage: Eukaryota; Metazoa; Mollusca; Bivalvia; Ostreida; Ostreidae.